Messenger RNA from Pocillopora meandrina, 13553 nucleotides. Lineage: Eukaryota; Metazoa; Cnidaria; Anthozoa; Scleractinia; Pocilloporidae. The record is from the annotation of a GenBank genome assembly.
AUGGCGUCGAACCUCAGCAAAGUUGCUGGAAUGGGUUCGUGUAUUAACGGUCACGUUGUUCAAAACGAUAGCGCGAUGUCGGAAGCACAAAUGGGACAAGAGAGAGUAGCCAUUCUAGAUGCUGGGGCGCAAUAUGGAAAGGUGAAAUUACCCUUUCACUUUGUUUAAAACGUAAUGAAAAAUAUACAAGUAAGCCAAAAGUAAUCGUAAUGUUUUUUUUUCAUGUAGAUUUCAUAAAGAAUUUAAAUGUAAGUUGCAUCGCAAGAAAUGGGUCGGUGCUUACGAUAAUUUUAUCUGGUUUUCGUAGAAGCACGAUAAUGAAAGAGAAAUAAAUGUGCAGUAGACAAGACUUUGAAAUCUGAUAUGUUAAACCAAAGAAUUUUUUUUUUUCUUUUAAAGAAGGAUGCAGUUAGAUCUAAGUGACCUUCUCGUGCUCUCGGUCUCAUAUCUCCUCCAGAUGUAAUAAUGGUUUUUCGACUAAAACGAUCCUUAAUUUGAGGUCUCGAGAAAAUUGGUCCCACGAGGGUGAAAUUUUGUAAAAACGUGAUAAAAAAACAGGCUGAUUUCGGUCAGUCAUGAUAAUUGAUUUUCUGUUUCGAAAUGUACAGUGCAGAUUAGCAAGGUCGGAUUGGUUAUUGGGUCUUAAUAAUUGUCUGCUGGUUACUCAAUUUCCAGUACAAGUUGUGUGCCUCAAAAAUAUUGGAAAUAACUCCAACAUCAGAAGUUGAUGUUUGAUUUGCAUGUUACACUGGGCAUGUAAAGUACUGCUUAGAUGUACGUUAACCAUAAAACUCACACAAAACAUGCAUAAAUUUGCAUGUAGGUAUGCACAAAUAAAAACGUGCCCUUCUAAAUUUCGUAUAUAUGCAUGUAAGCUUGACACAUUUGUCUCAUUGGUAUGUGUAAGCUAGCUUUGUGUUUUUCCAUUGUUGAAAGUAAAUUGUUCUAAAGGAUAGGCUAAUAGCAUGAAAACACUACAUGACUACGAGCUACAAGUAGACUUGUUCAUUUCAAUCACUGCUCGAAACAACCUUCCAGAUAGGGUCUUACUAAACCAAGGAUCAGCAGACUGCAGAACCUCUGGAGCUGGCAGAACCUGCGGAACCAUUAAUUUUUUGUAAGAAAAAAAUGAUGAAAUAAAAUAAAAAUUAAAAGUACUGUAACUGGUUAAAAUUUGUUUUUCGGGUAUAAAGAAGAUCACUGACGUAUACAGUGCCCUACUAGGGCUCAAAUCAGUUGGUGAUAGCCAAUCACAUUUAAAAAUUUUGUUAAAGCUGAUUAUGAUGAUGAUAAUAUUUCAAUGAUGAUGAUCAUGAUAGAGCAGUUUUUAGUCGUCAAAAGUUAUCUAGGCUAGAUUUUCCCCUCUUUAUCUAAAUAUUUCCAUGCUCACUAUCAAGGAUUCUAUGUAUUGAUCAUUUUUAAUAGUGCUGAAAUGUUUUCUUCAAUAGAUCAUAGAUCGCAGGGUCCGUGAACUAUGCGUGGAGUCAGAGAUGCUCCCCCUGGACACAUCUAUAUACACUAUAAGAGAAAAAGGUUUUAGGUAAGAGAAUAAUGUAAACUUCAGUUAUGAUAAAAGCUCUACUAUAGACACAGACAUUUUCAAAAUAAUUUAGUUUCCUGGCUGUGCAUGCAUAUCAUCUUAGAUGGUUUCCCCAAAAAUGUUUCCCUGGUUUUAACCCUUUGACUGCUAAGAGUGAGAGUGACCAAAGUGACUUAGCUCUCCUUUCAAUAUCACCCCUGAUUCAAAAAUUAAGGUCACCAGAAUGAAGGAAAAACCACAAACUACAGAAGAUGAUUGUUUAGCAAAUUCUCCUUGUCAGCACUUAAGGAAAUGUAUAGAGAACAGUAUGGAGAAUAUGCAUAUUGAUGUUAGGGAUAAUUUAAAAAGUUGAUAACUGUGGUCAGAAUGCUAUUUUGUGUGGCUCCUUACUGUUCAAAGAAUCAAUUAAGAGAUGUUAAGGGAAGGAAUGAGACUUUCAUUCACAGAAAUACAGUAUUUAUUUGAUUAAGCACUCAACCUUAUAUUACUGCUCAAGGAUGAAUGAUUAUUAUUAUUAUUUUUUUUAAUUUUUUUUUUUUACUGGCUUUUACAAUCUCUAAAUGCACUCCCUAUGGUCCAUUUUCAUUUAUUGUUAUUAUUUUUUGUUUUGUUGAAAAAUAAACUUACCAUUGCGGCUGAAAAUGGUGAAAAUUCAAUAAGAAAGCACCCAUCUCAAACAGGUGCCUACUCUCAAGAUCCCUAAAUUUAAUUAAGUGUCCUUGGUGCUUAAGCCAAUGAGUACAGUAAGUUAAUCUUAUGUUUCAUCUGUCACACAUACAAAAACAAUUAUUGGCCUCAUUGAUGUUGAAAGUGGUUGGUAUUUGCCUCCACUUUGGUGAAUGAUCAUUUGAUGGGCCUUUUUUACAGUGGAGUUAUGUGAUUUCUGUGGCAUACCUUUUCCUCUUAACUUAUCAAUUUAAUUUUUUUGUAUCUCAGAGCUAUUAUCAUCUCUGGAGGUCCAAAUAGUGUUUAUGCUGAGGAUGCUCCUAAAUACGAUCCAGCUAUAUUUACCAUUGGAAUUCCUGUCCUAGGGAUUUGUUACGGAAUGCAGGUAAAGCAGUGAUGUCAAAAAGGUUCUUUAGGCAUUAUCAACCAAGCAUUUCUUCAGAUGUAUGCUAAGCUCUGUAGGAAUUCAUUAAUCCUUCUCACCUGAAAAUCAGUAUGUAUAUUCUUGAGAAUGUUCUCCAUACAUUUUCUAAGGUGUUGACAAAGAAAAUUUGUUGAACAACCAAGACCUUCUGUAGCUGGUGAUCCUUUCCUUUAUUCUUAUAACCUUACUGGUUGACUCAGGGGUAAUACUGUUAGGAGAAAUCAGGGUGUGAAAUUGCGCCUAAUACAGGUACCAAUGCGACUAAAUUUUUCACUUUGGCGACCAGAAAUCCUGAAAAUUAGUUGCCAAAUUGGUGACAAGAAUGUUUCAUCAUAACCUUACUAAGAGAUAUGGAGAAUUGAAAUGAUUUGUAAAGAUAAAUCCAUGGCAACCUUCCUUGUUAAGUUUGGUUCCAAAAUGCAGCACAUGCAUCUCGAUCAAUGACUAGACACCAUCCUGGAUUUAGGUGAGCUUGAACGUUGUAUAUCAUCCAUCCUAGUGUCCACUUUGUAGCACGUUAAAGAUCUUUUCCCUAACUUAAUUUUGGAGGGUCUAUGUAAAACACUGACUGCGUAAGAAAAAGGUUUUGUUUGUCUUUGAAAAUGGCGACCAACUUUUGAAUUGGCUACCACUUUGAAGAAUUUAGGAGUCAAGUGGCUUUCAGAAAAAAAAAAUUAAUUUCACGCCCUGGAAAUUAGAAGACAGUUGCUCUUAAGGGUUAAAGGGUUGAAACACAAGAAAGAACAAGACCUAUAGUUGGGAACUACCUUGACCAAGUAAGCUUGGUCAAUAAUGGCUUCAUGACAUCAGUAAAAAUACCAAUAAACCUUUUUUUCUUUUGUCUGGUAACAAAGAUGUUGAACAAAGAGUUUGGUGGGACUGUGAUGAAGAAAGAUAUCAGGGAAGAUGGACAGUUCAACAUCAAUGUAGAAACAUCCUCGGCACUUUUCAGGUUGGUAAAGGUUUAUGUUUAUUAAAAGAAGCAUGUGCUGGACCAAGUCCAUGGAUAAAGUGCCUUUUAGAAGUUUAUGUGUAUACUGAUGGAAGCAACACUUACUCUGGCCAGGCAAUCCAAUGUUAGAUUAGCAGACUCAACCCCAAUUCUUUUUGUUUUGGUCUAAAAAGUCUGAUUUGUUGUUUUUUUUCUUUGUAUAGCUGCAAAAAAGUUGUUGCUAGUGACCAAUUUAUGAUUUUGGGCACCAGACUGCAACUUUCAAAAUUGCUGAGUUUUUAGCUCUGAUGAACUUUUUUUCCUUUCUCAGUUGUGGCCAGGGUCCUGUGCUAUUUCCCAUUUAAAAAUGCCUUGUCCCCUCUACUUGCUUAGUCGCUCUGUCACCAUUCACUUGCCUCUCAUCUCACUGCUUCAUUGCAGCAGAUUUUAUAUCCCUCAUGCACAUACCCUCUCUGGGAAGUUUCACUCUCCUUAUGGGUCACCAGAGUCAGCAACACACUUGAUGAUUUUUAUACAUCAAUUGCGGCGAACAUAAAAAAUUGCCAGGUGUGCCCAGUACAGAGGUGGUGAUUCUCAUCAAUCAGCAUAACCUGCAUUUAAAAUCCCUGAUAUCUGGCAUGUCAGAUAUUGGGGAUUUCAGCUAGCUAUUAAAUUUGCCUUGAUUGCAGAAUAAAAAUCAUCAAGUGUGGUGCUGGCCUAAGGAUAUGAUAUCAACAAAAUUUUUUAUUCAUGAAUGCACUCUUUGCAUGUAGAGUACUUUCCAGUGUUAAUAUUCAUCUCUUUUGAUUCAUCUAGAGGACUACAGUCAGAGCAAGAAGUUCUGUUGACGCAUGGAGAUUCAAUUGACCGCGUUGCAAGUAGCUUGAAAGUAAUUGCCAAGUCUGGUGACAUUGUUGCAGGUAAUGUUAAAGGACGCAUUUUGCUUCUUUUACCCUUUACACCCUAACAUCAGUAUGCAUAUUCUCCAUACUGUUCUCUAUACAUUUCCUAAGGUGCUGACAAGGAGAAUUUGUAUAACAAUCAAGAACUUAUUUUGCAGGUGAUCAGUUCCUUUCUUCUCCUGACCUUAGUGUUAGAUACUAGUCACUCUUAUGGGUUAAAGGGUUAAAAGGGUUAAAAAUCUCAUUGUGGUGACUCAGUAUAUCAUUAUAAGUGGUCAUCCUCUCUCAACACAGUGUUUAUGUUCUAGAACACAGGAUCACUUGAUGAGAAGAGCAAAUUUUCUCCUGAUAGUUCUUUUGUUAUUAUUAUCUUCUGUAAUUUCCAGAGUGAACUUUUUAAUAAGCAUCUUUCUCCUUUGAUAAGGUGUUGAGGAUGAGUCACGAAAGUUGUAUGGGGUCCAGUUUCAUCCAGAAGUUGAUCUCACAGAAAAUGGUGUUGUCAUGUUAAGAAAUUUCCUUUACGGGGUAAAUAUUCAAUGUCUAAAUUUGUAUUUUUUUUAUCUAGGUCUAGCUGGUUAUUAGGCUGUUUGGUCGCAUUUCCUUUGAUGAGAUGAUAGUGUAAAAGAAAACCUUUCCAUGGUCACUUUUUUGUUGGAAAAUGAUAUAAUAUUAACCUAUUAACUCCCAGAAGUGAUUAACAUGUAACUUCUCCCUAUAAUAUCCAUACAUCAUCCACAAAAUAGGUAUUGAGAAUAUUCAAACUUAUCAGGUAGAGGUUGUUUUCUUGAUCUAACAGGAAAUUCUUUCAACUAUUUGAGGCGUGAGUGGUCCAGUGGUCUGAGCGCUGGACUCUGGGUCGGACGGCCCGGGUUCGAGUCCUGGCCGGGGCACUAUGUUGUGGCCUUAAGCAAGCCGCUUCACUCACCUUGCUUCGUCUUCUCGGAUAAGACGUUAAGCCGGAGGUCCCGUCUCCUGCAGGGUUUGGGGUAGGAGACGUUAAUUUCCCACGUACGAGAUUACUGUGUGAUGGAUGUCCUCCCCUGGGUUGGGUUGGGUGGAUUUAAGAGGGGUAGUGCCCCGUAUGGGACUCCAUGUCCCGCUGCACUAACCCAAUUGGCGUCCGUCUAUUCGUAGACGUACCCAAUAAAGUUGUUAUAAAUGAUUUCAAAAGGAAAUGUACAGCAGCUAGAGGAGAAAAUUAGCAAUCAGACUUUGGGAUUAAAAGAGUUUAAUUGCAACUUUUCAUUUUUCUCAACUGUUACUAGGUUGCGGGAUGUUGUGGAACAUACACUGUGAUAAGUCGAGUAGACACCUGUAUUCAGCAAAUCAAGAAGAGUGUUGGUAACAUGAAUGUUUUGGUAAGUAGGCAUGAGUACUUAACCUUUGUCUUACUUGUAUGCAAAUCAGAAUUAGGCAUUUGAACCAGAGAAUUGAUUGCCAGUAGAACUAGUCCAAUUUAAGACUGUAAUCUUUGGCUUCUUAUUGAUUUCUCCUUGGAGUGUUCAUGUUACACUCUCAACCAAUUAAUUAAUUUUUAAAUUUAGAUUGAUUGAUUUUAUUUGAAUGUUUGUUUGUUUUUUUCAGGCAUUGGUGAGUGGAGGGGUAGAUUCAACAGUCUGUGCAGCUCUGCUUCACAAGGUAAUUUUGCUUUUUGCUUAUUUAUUAUAUAAAACAAGAAGAUUCUAUAUUUGCAGUGGGUCUGAAAAGUAAUAGAACACCAGGAUGUCAAAAAUGUGGUGAAAACAUCAGUGACGCACUCAGCUGUGCCUUGUGUGCUGCUUCUUAAUUCUUACCACAUUUUAUAGUCAUUUUUAACCUAUCACUAAUCCUUAAAAUCCCAAAAUCUGGGCCUAGAUGUUCAAAGGUGGAUUAGCACUAACCCAAGGUUGAACUGUAAUCCAGCUGUUUUUUUUUUUUUGUUAUUGCGUUUUGUUUCCGUUUUUGUGGUUAUUUGUUCUAUUCUUUUAAGAACAACCAAUCAUCAAAUUGUCGACAAAAAGAAUCCUACUAAAUUUUCCUUGAAAGCUUUCAAAUAUGAUUUCAAAUCAGAUUUCAAUGUCAUCUUAACCCAGCUUUGAGCAACCUAGCCCUGUUUGUUAAUUAUCCCCUGUAACUGCUACAGACUUUAAGAUCAUAACUUCUAGCCAAUAAGUUUGAGCGUUCUCAUUACCUGUUUGCUGGAUAAUGUAUGGAUAUUUUAGUGAGAAGUUAGAAGUUGACAUUUCUGAGAGUUAAAGGGUUAAUCAAAUGUAGAGAGCAUCCUCCUGUUACUCUACACUUUCUAACUGGUGCUACACUUUGUAGUGAAAACCCUAGUAAAUUACAGUGUAUUGCAGGCCCUUCGCCCUGAGCAAGUUGUGGCAGUACAUAUUGACAAUGGAUUUAUGAGGAAGAAUGAGAGUCAGGAAGUAGAGGAAUCUCUUAAACGAUUAGGGCUUAGAUUGAAAGGUAACUUUGGUUUGUAUUACUGGCAGAUGCCAUGAUCAGUGCACAGGACCCCAGGUUGAGAGGUCUGGGUUUAAUACCUGUCCAGGUCAUUGCAUUGUGUUCUUAGGCACCCAGGAGUGUAAAUGGGUACAGGAAAUAGUCAGGGAAGCCUGAUGAAAUGCAGGGAGGUAACCUUGCAUAGGACUGGCAUCCCAUUCAGGGAGGAGUGGUAAUACUCCUAAUCACUUCAUGCUAAGGAAACUGUGUUUGGGAGGGUCACCUGGCUCAAGAGCAAACUUAACCUUACCUUUUAGUUGCUAUUGAGAGAAACUGCAACAGUAUAAAUAUAAAUUUAAUUCAGCUAUUACCUCCAUGGCACAAGUUUCUUCCACUUGUGAGGUUGGUUUUUGAGGUGCUGUCUUUUGGUGCAGGAUAUAAAAACUGGAGAACUGGAGGACAAGGUCAAGAGCCACUCUCAGGGUUAACCCACAUUUGAUGUAAAGUUUAGGAAAUGAAUAUUUGUGGCAAUAUACUGUGUAGCAUGACAAAAGCCUUCACCAUUUUGCCAUCCAAGCUCACUCAAUUCUGUCUGUGUUGUUCCAGUUUUGAGCAAACUAACAAAUUCUAGGUAUUCUCAUCAAGACAUAACAAACUUGUAUGUGCAUUUUAGGUAAUUCCUACACCUGCAGCUGUUGCUUAGAUGGGCAGGCAAUGAUGGAAAAUGCCUCAGAUCACUUAGUCUCUUUUUUUGUUUGAUCCUUAGUUGUAAAUGCUGCAUUACGAUUUUAUAACAGCACAACCGUAAUAUCUGGUAAAAAAGACCAAUCGCCUGUUAAAAAACAGGUAACAAAAACCUUGAAUGUGACAACUGACCCCGAGGAAAAGAGGAGAAUUAUAGGAGACACAUUCAUCAAGGUCAGUCUCUUUUGAUAUGUCUUAAUUUGUUGUGAUGCACAGCUUAUUUGGGAGUGGGGAGUGGGGUUUAUUGGAUGGCAGGGGAAGGGAUGUUUCAAAAGAGGUUGGGGUUUAAAAAAAUCAUUGAGAUCCGCAAUAUUUACAAACUGUCAUGAACCCUUUUGCAGUAUACAGAAUUUCUUGCUAGGAAAACCCAAACUAUCCAAAUUACAGGCUUCCAAUAAUUCCUCUUUAGGGAAAAUACCAGUUUAUGGAGCAUUUCAUUUGACAUGUGCUUUGGCUUGUUCCUUUGUGUUAUGUUUGUGUUAUCGACAUACUCAGCAGUCAGUGCACUUCACUUUUCGACAUUGAUAAAGAGCAUACUUUUAUUUAAGUUUCAGAACGUGACUGAAUAAUCAUGAAUCUUAAUAAUGAUGGAUUUGAUUUCAGGUUGCCAAUGAAGUAUGCAAGGAGUUAAACCUUGAUGAGACCAAUACGUACUUGGCACAAGGUUAGCAGUACAAUGUACUUGUUAACCCUUUGGUUGCAAAGUUUGAAAUUGUUUUAUUGGUAUUAAUACGUUUUGUUCAGCAUUGUUCUUUCGUCUACUGCCGUGACGUCACGACCGAAUAAUUUAAACAUAUUUUGACAGCUAUGGAGCUCCACUGUUGAGUGAACGCUUUCAACCGUAGUAAUGCAGACAGCUCUUUACAUUAGACACUGGCGGCAAUUCCACAGAAUUUGCCAUGGUUUUUAAAUGGUUUCAUCUUUUUGUUUGUUUGUGUUUUCAAUAAUAAUGAUCUACAGGUACUCUUCGACCCGACCUUAUUGAAAGUGCUUCAUCACUGGCCAGUAACAAGGCAGAUGCCAUCAAAACUCACCAUAAUGAUACAGACUUUGUUAGAAGUUUACGCGCACAGGUGAGGUGGAGCCCACAUAGCUUUCUUACGGGAUGAUCAGUUGAGUAGAAAGUUCUUACGUUGGCCGUUGUGCUCAGUUGUCGGUUAAGUCAGGACUGUUACCUUUGCCUCGCUCCCAAAAUCUGAUGUUGAAGUGUGGGGUUUCAGGGGGUGCUGGUGCCCAUUCCACUGUCCAAAACCGCCAGAGAAAGAACCGGAAGUGGCCGCGACAGCCUGGCCAGACGCCCUUUGGGCUUUAGCUCUAAUUGCACGGGUUCAAACCCCGUUGGAGUCUAUGUUUUUUGGAGGCUUCUUUUUCUAAAGUUUUCGUUCGCAUGUUAGUUACAGUUGGUUACUUGCCAAUAUACAUGCAGGACAUGUAUUUCAAAGUUAAUUCCUCCUGUGCAUAAGUUCGUAAUUGAUAGGGCGCGCUGCGAGAGUCUGAAUCAUUCACACUUACUUUUUUAGGGAAGAGUCAUUGAGCCCCUGGUAGAUUUUCACAAAGAUGAAGUCAGAGCACUUGGAAGGGAGUUGGGUUUACCAGCAGACAUUGUUCAAAGACAUCCUUUCCCUGGCCCUGGUCUGGCUAUUCGUAUCAUAUGCGGUGAUGAACCUUAUCAGGGGAGCGACUUUGCGGAAACAAAUAUCAUCCUGGGACAGAUUGUAGACUUUGUUACAGCUAUUAAGAAGGUGAGCCGUUUACGUACAAGAAUCGUUUGUAUCAACCUCGAAGGUUUUAGUGCCUGGAGCUCGUAUGGCAGGCCUAAAGUCUGUUCUCGAGAAAAGCACUCAGUAUGCAUAAUCUCCAUUCAUAUUCUCUAAGGUGCUGACAAGGUGGAUUUGGGUAACAAUUAAGAGCUUAUUCUCGUGACCUUUAUGUGUGAUUCAGGGGUGAUAUUGUGAGUUGAAAGGAGUAUAGUUCAAAUGGUUUAACUGUUUAUUCUUGAUGGGUUUUUUUUAGCCCCAUUCGCUGUUCAGUCGGGUGAAACUGAGUACAUCAGAAGACGACAGAGAAACCCUUUUGCAGAUAACAUCAAAAUACAAAAUUGGUGCCACCCUGCUGCCAAUCAAAUCAGUUGGUGUCCAGGGAGACGGACGGACCUACAGUUAUGUGGUGGCUUUAUCGAGCAACGACUCACCCGACUGGAAAUCACUGAUGUUCCUCGCUAAACUAAUCCCCAAAGUUUGUCAUAAUAUCAACAGGUGAUUUUCUUUUACUAUAGUAGCCUUAUACCAGGCUCCCCGGCCGGCAGAGGAUGGAGCUAAUGACUGGAGAACUGGGCCACAAGAAGUGUCGAAGAAUCGAGGAACUGGGAAGGAGUAAUUGCAGUACCGUGAUGCUGUGACGUGAUUGGACCUCCCCAGUUUCCAUCUUUUUGUCGCUUUUUUUUCGUCUCGUUCUCUAGUUAUUAGCCUCAGUCCCCACUCUUGGGGUGUAGUUUCUACUAGCACCAUUAUAGCCUAUGUUCUACCUUACGAAGGUUCAUUUGGUGAUUGUUAUUCCAGACAUUCGUUUAUACAGCUGGAAGUAUAUAUAAUUUACUCCAUUAACUCUCUAUCAUAUGGCUUGCAAUGACUUCAAAGUUGCAAUACUUACUUUUUCUAUCGUCUAAUUUCUUGUUACGAGGAUAAUUGUUCCUUUUAAUACAAUUUUUAAGUCGGUAUUUUUGUAAACGGAUUGAUUCAUUGAAGGCCUCAUCUGAUGUAGUUGCACAUGUAGGUAUGCGAGACAAAGAGAUUAUCUACCCCCUAGCCCCCCCCCCCCCUUCAAGUCAUAGAGAUUAUUCAAUGGAAGAUGCGUCCGUACAAUUUUUAUUCGCGAGUUGCGAUGCAUAAUGAAAACGAACGAGUUUGCGCGGCGAACGAGUGAGGGAUGCAUUACAACUAGUGAAGAAAAAAUCGUUCAAGCAAUUUUCGUGGUAUGAUGUUUUUAUUUCAUACGAAUUGAUAUUUUUUCUCACUGACCGACACAUUUCAAAGAUUGGAAGCCCUUUGUUUCCCUCCUGUGAAGGUGCGACAAUAGUUUUGGCAGAUUGGGUAACUCUGACAUUCAGAUAAGGGGUUUUCUCAUGUGAACACUUUUAUUCCAACGUUGAGGCUUACAAUUUUUUUCCUUCAUAUUUUGUUCAGAGUUUGUUACACGUUCGGCAAGAGAAUCAAGUUCCAGAUUCAAGACAUCACCCCCACAUUCUUGUCACCAGGUGUAAUAAGCACUUUAAAACAAGCAGACCACGUGGCGUAUUCUGUCAUUCAAAAACAUGGUAAGGAACUGCUGUUGUCUAGUGUGAUAUGAAGGGGGGAAUGGCUUUAAUAAUGGUGUGAACACAGGGGUCGAACGUUUGCGCUUGUAAGAAAGUUGUAAUGAUUUGUUUUUAAGAGCCAAAAUGUCCUACACAAGUAACAGACAAACGCACGCCAGUAAGACACUGUGUCUUAGAAGUGUAUAGCUUCUUCGGUAAAGCUUAAAACAAAAUAGUAAAUAUUUGGGAAGGGAGGGUGAGAAGGAACGUCACAUAGUUCUCUCCCAAAUACUCAUAGUAGAUUUCUUAGGGUGUUUCUCCAGAGAUCGCCCCACAAAUGAAUGGAACAGUUGGAAAAUUAAACAAGAAUGUUUACUUUAUCGUGUAUCUAUUUUAUUUGAAUUUUUUCUCCAGGUAUUGUAGACAAAAUAAGCCAAAUGCCGAUUGUUUUGAUACCAGUCCACUUCGACCGCGAUCCUAUCGACCACAUUCCAUCCUGUCAGCGGUCUGUUGUGAUCAGAACGUUUAUUACGAGUGACUUUAUGACAGGAGUGCCCGCUACACCUGGGAAGCAAAUUCCUAUCGAGGUAAAAAUCUCACUUUAUAGAGAGCUUCCAAAACAGGCUUAAAUUCUUAGCUAUUAAGGCAAGCAGAAGCAGACGCGAGAAAAGCGCGAGUUUAGCGCGUGGAGAAUUUUUUUCGCGUUCCUCCUGUCGCGUGUGACUCGCCUCUUGCAUUCGCCUCUCGCUUGUCUGCGCACGCCUGAAGAACGCAUGGUUUUUUGGCUAUUUUAGAGAGCGCCAGGUUAUAUUGAGUGUUGUAAUACUAGACCAAGAUAAUAAUCACAGCCAACCAGUGCGAAGGUAAAUAUCACGAGAAGCCAGUGAAAACUCUAGGUGAAAACAACCGAACUUCCCUAUGCGCGAGAAGAUGCGGGUCGAUGGAUUUUUCAACAAUGUUCACUGAGGCGAUUAAUUUUUUUAGUACAAUUGCUCAGGUACCUUCAAAUUCGUUGUAAUGUCUCUAAAUAAAGAAAGCAUUGGGCAUAUUACGUUACAAUUGUGUUUUAACAGGUUUGUCUUAUUUAAUCAGCAGAAACAUCACAUCUUACUUUUGAGAAGUGUUCCGUCGAACUCGGUAGCAUGUUUUGUGCUCUUCGCAAUUUAAUUUUCUUCUAUCGCUUUUAUUACUUCCUCGGACACAUUGACAAAAUGCCGGGCAGCCAAUGUGAAAUUCAGCACCCCUGCUAUAAUCACCUCGCGCGAGUUGAUUGUAGCGAGAUAUGGUGCAAUCCUCGACCAAUCAGAGCGCGCGCAUCUCAAUCACCAAGCAAUUAAUAUAUUUUAUUUCUUUUUCUCAGGUUUUGAAUGAAAUGGUGGCAUCUUUGAAAGAAGUACAAGGAAUUUCACGAGUUCUCUAUGAUUUGACUUCCAAGCCUCCAGGAACGACAGAGUGGGAAUAGAAUAGAGGUUUAUUCUUUGCUCGGGAUAGUGAGAUUUAAUUCUCUUUAUUUAAUAUCGAGAUUAAAACCCUUAACAUUCAAAGAAGUGUCGCUAGAGUGUAAUUGGCCAGACGACAGGUACAGUCAAAAUUGUUCUUUUUUCUUAAAAAAUGAUUUCGAAUUGUUAAAUGUUAACUUAUUUCCAAAAUUUUCUUUGAUUCAUUUAUUUCUAAAAAUGGAAAAUUCUACUAUUUUCAAUAACUCUUUUUUCUUUUUUACAAAUCUAAAACGAUUGUCGUAGGUAUCAAAAUUGACUUCCGAAGGUAACUUCCGCCUAAUAUAUAUGAGGGACCUUAAGCAGUCACGACGGCAACGCCAAGGAAGAUUUCGAUUAAAAAAUGGAUUUCUGCCUUUAAUUAGAAUUUCAAAAACGGCUGCAUGUGUUUACCGUCUCCUACAGCGUCACACCUCAAUUUCAGCACAACGUGUAAAAGAAGCGUUGAGUUCCGAAUGGAAAUUAAAAUAAUUUGCCGUCGCGGUUUCGGUUCGCAGACGAGCAGAUUGUGAUGAUUUCAUGUUAUUGUUUUGCAUGAGACGGCUAGGAAAUGUACAAAGUUUUAAAACGCACGUGCUAAGCUAUUGUUCUCCCAAUUAGAUCUUUUGUUUUUCCAUGCCCUCGUUGCCGUCGCGGGUUGCUUAACGUCCCCAUUUUGACUUCCGUAAACGUUUGUAAAAUUUGGCGGUAAAAAGUUGGCUACAGCAAUUUGUGGUUAAUCUAUGUAGGCCACAAUGUAUUUUCUCGCGUUCAGCGUGAAGUACAAUUUGUUCUGUCAUGCCUCUCUACGUUUUACCGAUUGGACCAAAAUGUGUCACGUUCCAUGGGUCAAAACUCACCAACUUCCCAGAGAAGCAACGCACGUGAUCAAUUCUGGCAUCUUGAAACCUACAAACUUUUUCAUUUGCAAUUAGGAUUUGGAUCAUUUCUCAAUGUAGACAUGAGCUUUAAUGGAUACGUACAUAUUUUUUUUCCUAAUUUUUGAGUCAGGAGGUAUAACAUAAUGAAAGGCUACAGGAAAAGAUGAAUAUAUUAAGAGGAUCUCGGUCAAAAAUAACUCACUGGUCUCCUUCGGACCAGUCAAUAAUUGCUUAUUGUUCUUUAAUGUGGUAAAAAAUUCGCAUAACGAAUCGG